AUGGGUAAAACUGCUCUUCAUUAUGCAGCAGCAAAAUUUUGUGGUAAAGAAACAGCCGAACUUCUUAUUUCACAUGGUGCAAAUAUCAAUGAAAAAGAUAAUGAUGGAUACACUGCUCUUCAUUAUGCAGCAGCAAAUUUUCUUGGUGAAAAAACAGUCGAACUUCUUAUUUCACAUGGUGCAAAUAUCAAUGAAACAGAUAACAUGGGUAAAACUGCUCUUAAAAUUGCAGUAGAACAUCAAUAUAAUCAAAUUGCCAAACUUCUUAUUUUGCAUGGUGCGAUAUCCGAUUUUUAA
Messenger RNA from Trichomonas vaginalis G3, 297 nucleotides. Its product is annotated as proteasome regulatory particle assembly. Gene Ontology annotation, cellular component: cytoplasm; nucleus. The record is from RefSeq and is a predicted model, not a curated record. Lineage: Eukaryota; Parabasalia; Trichomonadida; Trichomonadidae. Gene Ontology annotation, molecular function: protein binding. Bases 1 to 297 code for a protein of 98 amino acids. The transcript has a single exon.